GGGAAAACAUCCCUCAUCCCGUCAUCAGACUUCAUAGAUGAAGGUGUGACGUACUCUUCUGAAGGAGCUAUUGAUGGGAAAACGGAACAAUGUGCUCACACCUUGAAAGAGUCAAACGCCUGGUGGAGAAUUACCUACAAAAUUUCUUGUAUCACUAUCUUCAACAAACAGCAUCAUAAUACUAAUAUAAGCGGUGCUCAGAUCUACAUUGGAAACUCUCGUGAGAACAACGGCCUUCGCCAACAGCAUGUGUCAAAACAUCACAACCUUCACGCAAGAAACAUGGAAUAGGUUUAAAUGUGACGUUUCAGGGCGCUACAUCUCUGUGUUCUUACCGGGAAGUAGCCAUUUAGUUCUGGGCGAAGUGAAGAUCAACGGAACAAUAAAAGAGUCACCCUUUGUGAUGAUCACAAAGAACAAAACAUGGGAAGAUGCCCUGUACUACUGCAGGGACAAAUACCUGGACCUGGCUUCCAUCGUUGAUGAAGAAACCCAAGCAUGGGCUGAGUCGGAGGCCAAGAAGGCCGACACUCCCUCUGUGUGGCUGGGCCUUCACUACACCUGCACCCUGGAGUUCUGGUCCUGGGUCGAUGAUCAACAAGUAAAAUUCAGUCUCUGGACUCCAGGGAAGAUAACAGAAGACUGUGACAUGAGUGGUGCCAUGGAGACACAAGACGGACGUCUCUGGUUCAGCAAGUCUGACAAGUUUAAUUUCAUCUGUGCAAAGUAAGAGAAAUCAGUGUUUUGUUUUUCUCAGCUCCUUUUUUUUUUCUUUGGACGCGUGUCAGUGGUGGCAUUGUUGUGUUGUGACAACCUCUCUCGUAUGUGUCGUACGUGAUGGGUUCAGGGCCAGUGCAGCAGCUUUCCAGAUAAAAGUGAUGGAAUGAAGCAGAGAGCGUUUCCACGCUCAUCUGAAGCGUAAACAUGGCUGACAACAAAACAGAUAUUACUUGCUUUUUUAGUUAACUGCGACAGUUGAUUUAAUUAGUUUCACUCCGUAUUUUAGGACAUGCAUGCACUCUACCUUUGUAAAAUGUUUGUAAUGUGUUUGAAGUUGUGUCAAUGUAUCCUUCAUUUGUAAUUCAUUCACAUUGAUAUAGUAGCAUAUUGUAGUGCAGCUAUAGUGCAUAUUGUAAGACUUUUGCUUCCACUGUUUUAUAAUUUAAUCAUCGAUGUGAGAACAUUAGGAAAACAUUUUUAUUCUCUUCUUGAAACUGGAUCCAUGGCUUUUGAAUGGGCUAUCUAUAUUUUGUUGAUUAAUUCUGAUGUGAAAAAAUAUACAAAUUCAGAAAUGUUUUAGAUGUCAAAUUUACACAAAUGGAAAACAAAAUGCAUUGCCAUUCAUGUUAAAUACAUUUUAUGUGGCCACAUAUAUAUACAUACACAUAUGCAUUUGCUGAUAUAAAACACUUGCAUUUGCAGCCUUCAAUAUGUAUUUUUGAAUGGCAUUUACUUAAGAAGUAAAUCUCCUCUGAAUGCAUAGGAAACAUAUGGUAAGUACUGCUUAUAUUCAUGUUUGGGUUAACGUUUUUGGUGGGGACACUUUCAUAGUAUUUGUUUUUUGAAUGCCAAUAUCAAGUCUAAAUAAAAGUUGAACUUGAAUUGUAUUUGAACAGUUAAUUCUCUUCAGUCCAAGCAGUGGCUGGUGCCAGGUGACACCACAUUACUCUAAACAAUGAUUGGCUAUCUGCCCAGAAUUCAAACAAACUGUUUGAUAUUUUUGAAUGUGCGUUGUUUUAUUUUGUAUGUAACCACUUUUGA
Messenger RNA from Siniperca chuatsi (mandarin fish), 1761 nucleotides. Its product is annotated as snaclec subunit B-like. The transcript is spliced from 3 exons. The coding region runs from base 248 to 730 and encodes 160 amino acids. The record is from RefSeq and is a predicted model, not a curated record. NCBI's taxonomy places the organism in Eukaryota, Metazoa, Chordata, Actinopteri, Centrarchiformes, Sinipercidae.